This is a messenger RNA of Branchiostoma belcheri (Belcher's lancelet), 2940 nucleotides long. Its product is annotated as phosphotriesterase-related protein-like. NCBI's taxonomy places the organism in Eukaryota, Metazoa, Chordata, Leptocardii, Amphioxiformes, Branchiostomatidae. The record is from RefSeq and is a predicted model, not a curated record. Gene Ontology annotation, molecular function: hydrolase activity, acting on ester bonds; zinc ion binding. Gene Ontology annotation, biological process: catabolic process.
AAUAGUUUUGAUGGGUUACAAAACAAUAUAACGUUAGACUUCAACAAAAACUCGGUGGCCUUGCGCCUGUGUUCAGUGCUGUUGAGGCCGACCUUUGGUCUGACUUGUGUACUCUCAAAUAUUGUCAAGUCAGUAAGCUCUGUCACACCGAUUAAACCUGUUUCUAAAAAGAUCACAUCAAUUAUUUCUUUUAUAACAUUUUCAUCUCACCUUUAUGUCGAUUAUAAUUAUAAUUCUACAUUGUAGUCGGGUGGCUAGUUUUAGAGCGACAGCUUAGACGUUCUAUUUGAUUGCGUUCUUUCAUGUAAUCUCCUUGGCUCUUCGCUUGAUGAGAGUAAUCUUGUUGUAAGAUUAAUGACAGGCGUUGUAUGUGUGAACAGUGUGUUUACGGCCAUCUUUGUGUUCACUUGUGUAGUCAUAUUUUGGGACAGUCUGUAUAUAUCGCACUAAUGUUACCUUUUAAAACAAAUGUUUACACGUUGUGUACUUAUCACUUCGGGCAAACUAUCUUUGAUCUUUUCUGUGUGCUAGAAUGUAGAUAUCAUAACGCUCUGGCAGCUUGCAACAAUGAUGAAAUUUUAGCGACCAGUGCUUGUACGAAAAGAUUGACGAUACAUUAAACAUUUAGAACAUACCUGUCAUUCCUGUCCCAUUAACCCAGAAGCCAUGUUUACACCCAAGUUAACAAUUCACAAGUCAUCAACCUUUGAUUUUGCGGAAUAACCCUUGCCCUUGGUUUGUUCAUUAUGUAAUACGAUCAGUGUUUGGACUAUAGUCAGACUUACUUUGACUUACAGUCUGGUGUGCCUAAAACAUGAAAGGGAAAAUACAGACAGUGUGCGGUUGGAUUGACCCGGGCAUUCUGGGUAAAACCUUGACACAUGAACACCUGGUGGCAGACUUCUCCUGUUUCCGGGCUAAACCGUCCCAGCAUGCACCUCGCCCGGAUACGCUGUCCUUCAGCAUGGAGAAUCUGGGGUUCAUCAGACAGUAUCCGUACAGUUUCUCAGAGAACCUGAAUCUUCAUGGGGAGGAGAACCACAUGGUGGAAGAGCUGAAGUUCUACAGACAGAACGGAGGCUCUUCCAUUGUUGAAUGCACCACCCUCGGGCUGAGCAGAGAUGUUGGAAAACUGAAGCAGAUCUCCAUGGAAACUGGAGUGAAUGUUAUCUGUGGAGCAGGUUACUACACGGCAAACACCCACCCCUCCAACAUGGACAGCCUUACACAGGAGCAACUGGUGUCUACCCUGGUCCGCGACAUCACCCAGGGGGCCGAUGGGACUGACGUCAGGUGCGGGGUGAUCGGGGAGAUCGGCUGUUCUUGGCCGCUCACCGACAAUGAAAGGAAAGUUCUGCAGGCCACGGCUGCGGCACAGAGUGAGACAGGUUGUCCUGUCAUCAUUCACCCUGGAGGACACAAAGACGCCCCCUGUGAGAUCGUCCGGAUACUGCAGGAAGCUGGUGGUGACAUCAGCGCAACAGUGAUGUCACACAUUGACCGUACGUUUUUCGAGCCGGAGGACGUUCUCGAGUUCGCCUCUCUGGGCUGCUACCUGGAGUGGGACUUCUUCGGCCUGGAGGUUUCCCACACCCAGUGGCAGGACAUAGACAUGCCGAACGACGCCAUGCGGAUCCGCAUGAUACGACAGGUGCUGGAGGAGGGGCACGCUGACAGAGUCGUCAUCUCUCACGACGUGGAUACCAAACACAGGCUGAUGCACUACGGCGGCCACGGCUACUCCCACAUCCUACUGAAUGUCGUACCCAAGAUGAGAAACAGAGGAAUAUCUGAAGACAUUCUGGGUAAAACCUUGACACAUGAACACCUGGUGGCAGACUUCUCCUGUUUCCGGGCCAAACCGUCCCAGCAUGCACCUCACCCGGAUACGCUGUCCUUCAGCAUGGAGAAUCUGGGGUUCAUCAGACAGUAUCCGUACAGUUUCUUAGAGAACCUGAAUCUUCAUGGGGAGGAGAACCACAUGGUGGAAGAGCUGAAGUUCUUCAGACAGAACGGAGGCUCUUCCAUUGUUGAAUGCACCACCCUCGGGCUGAGCAGAGAUGUUGGAAAACUGAAGCAGAUCUCCAUGGAAACUGGAGUGAAUGUUAUCUGUGGAGCAGGUUACUACACGGCGAACACCCACCCCUCCAACAUGGACAGCCUUACACAGGAGCAACUGGUGUCUACCCUGGUCCGCGACAUCACCCAGGGGGCCGAUGGGACUGACGUCAGGUGUGGGGUGAUCGGGGAGAUCGGCUGUUCUUGGCCGCUCACCGACAAUGAAAGGAAAGUUCUGCAGGCCACGGCUGCGGCACAGAGUGAGACAGGUUGUCCUGUCAUCAUUCACCCUGGAGGGCACAAAGACGCCCCCUGUGAGAUCGUCCGGAUACUGCAGGAAGCUGGUGGUGACAUCAGCGCAACAGUGAUGUCACACAUUGACAGUACGUUUUUCGAGCCGGAGGACGUUCUCGAGUUCGCCUCUCUGGGCUGCUACCUGGAGUGGGACUUCUUCGGCCUGGAGGUUUCCCACACCCAGUGGCAGGACAUAGACAUGCCGAACGACGCCAUGCGGAUCCGCAUGAUACGACAGGUGCUGGAGGAGGGGCACGCUGACAGAGUCGUCAUCUCUCACGACGUGGAUACCAAACACAGGCUGAUGCACUACGGCGGCCACGGCUACUCCCACAUCCUACUGAAUGUCGUACCCAAGAUGAGAAACAGAGGGAUAUCUGAAGAAGACAUCAACAAGAUUCUCAUAGAGAAUCCCAAACGAUGGCUCGUCUUUAAGUAGAGCAGCAUUGAACGGUUACGGGAUGAUCACGUUAGCAAUUUUAGAUAGAGUAAUCCCAAACAGUACGGACAUAUACAUGCACUGGGAAGCUUUACAGACAAAUUAACAAUGAUCGGACGAAGUAACGAUGCUCGGACGAAACAAGCAGC